Molecule: messenger RNA, 7057 nt
Organism: Culex quinquefasciatus (southern house mosquito)
Lineage: Eukaryota; Metazoa; Arthropoda; Insecta; Diptera; Culicidae
Product: eukaryotic translation initiation factor 4 gamma 3
Exons: 4
Coding region: 847-6810 (1987 amino acids)
Cellular component (GO): eukaryotic translation initiation factor 4F complex
Molecular function (GO): translation initiation factor activity; protein binding; mRNA binding
Source: RefSeq, a predicted model, not a curated record
AAAAGGGCGUAUCGCCGCGCGUUAACGAAUACACAACUUUGGAAACGAUUUUUUUUUUGGUGCGCGAGCGGGAAUCGGUGUUGCGGGUAGAUUGUCGUUCCGUGGUGCACGCGCGGUCAUGGUGCCCCGGCGGACGCAGGACGCGUGCCGGAGUUGAAAACUUCUCGGGCGCUCGUGUUGCUUUGGGCGUGUGUUUUUUGAAUUUCUUUGACAGUUGACAGUUGGGGGCAGUGUUUGGCCCUUUGCAAAAGUGUGGCAGUUAUUUUACGUAACCAAAUCGAUAGAUGAGUGACGUCACAAGCUGUCAAAGGCUCUCUCGGGUUCCACGGCCUAAUUUUUUCCUUUAUUCCGCGAUGAGUUUGUCGCAAAAUUGAACUUUCGGGACGAAAUAUUGAGGAAAACGCCGCUAGCGAGCGGUGAAAGUGUGCGGAACCUGCUAGGGAAGACUGGAAGCGCGUCGGUGCGCCGGAAAGUGCGGCGAAAGUUUUGCUGGAAGCCACGUCUGGCCAUUUCUGACGUUUAGAUAACCUAUAUUUUGUGUGGCGAGACUUUUUUUUUUUAUUUUCCCGUCGACUCGUCCAAGAAGGCACUGCUUUCUUGCUCUUGUGUGGUGCGUGGCCGAAAAAAUCGUGCCGGAGGAACACGCUAAUUACGGUUUGCGGACCAAUGCAAUGCGGACAGUUCCGGUAGACAUGCAGCAGCAGCAGCAUUGCUCGAGCACGGAAUAUUAAGCAAGCGGACCGCGCGGCCAAUUAUGCUUGAGCAGCAGCUGGUGUGACGUGACGUCGACCGCGAGUUUGCCCCGGAACUGAGGGAAAAUUUGUCCGGCCGCCCACCGGCAGGAAGAUGCAGAGUGGAGGAGGACCGCUGCAACCGGGACCGCCCGUGAUGCGUGGGCUCGGGUCGGGAACACCGACGGCGUCCCAGCAGCAGCAGCAACAGCAGCAGCAGGUCGAGAUGCAAAAGAUGCAGGGCCAGCAACCUCCGUUGAUGAACCAGCAACAGCAGUAUCAACAGCAGCAACCAAACCUGUACCGGAAUCCUGGUGCGAACCAAUCGACACGCCCGACGCGUCCGAUUAUGACGCCGUACGGCCACACGGCGGCACCGUUCUUUGCCCCGUUUAUCCAGAUGCCGUACAGCCGGAUACCGGGCCAUCAGUGGAACUAUGGUUCGAUGCCGGGAAUGGCAUCGGCCUACCCGCCGCAGUACUACAUACAGUCGGCACCGAUUCUGGCCCAAGGCCAACACCAACAGACACGACGCAAUCCGGCUGGGGACAACAGCGGUCUCGUCAAUAUGCAGCAGGUUCCGUUGCCUCAGCCGCAGCCCCCGAACCAGCAAUCGUCGCCGAUGACCGUGUCGCACGAUUUGCUCGUAAUGCAACAGUUGCAGCAUCCCCAGCAGCAACAACCGCCCCAACAAACACCGCAACAGGUGACGGGCGGUGGCCAAGCGCCCAUGGAUCAACACCAGCCAAAUCCUGCUCAAGUCAGCGUCGGUGGCCCCCAACCGCCACCGAACGCACUCAUGUCUCAGAUUCAGCUCGCUUCACAUCUGGCCGCAACCGGAGCCGCUCCGGUGCCGCCCAAAGUUAACAAAAAGAAACAGCGCGGCUCCCAUGCCAUCCCGAUCAUCAAUCCGGACACACAGGAGGACGUACUGGACAAGAUUUUCAACGAUUCGGCCCCUCCAAGCUCCUCGUCAACGAUCGCAGCUUCUACACCGGGAACCGGAGCCCCCCAACAGCAACAACAGCAGCAGCAGCAGCAGCCACCCCCACAACAGCAGCCUCAACCUCCGCAAGCAGCUGCAACUCCGACCUACAACACUAUUCCUCCCAAUGCAACUCCGGAACUGAGCGGACCCCCGGCCGGCAUGGGACCGAUGCAUCAUCAACCGCCCCCACAUCUUCACCAUCCGCCUCCCCUGAAUCAUCCGCCGCCACACGUUCACCAACACGGACCGCCGCAGAUGCAGCAGAUGCAGAUGCCCCCACACGAUCACCGCGGAGGACCCCCGCAGGUCAACACCCAGCAGCAGCCACCUCCGCCGCACGAAAUCUCCUACCACGGAACGCUAAAGUACGUCACGCCGCCACCGCAUCUUCCGCACCAUCCAACACCCGCGGAAAUGACCGUCGGCGGAACGCCGGUCGUGUCUGCCAUCGCCGACGGACCCUCGGUAGAAAUCAAACCCUACCAGAACAAGAAGAAGAAGCCAACGAACGAGCACACUGACCAGCAUCAGCAGCAGCAGCAGAUUAAAUCUCUUCCAGCGUCCAGCAUGCACCACCAACAACAACACCAUCAUCCGCAGCAGCAGCACCAUCACCACAUGCAGCAGCACAAUCCUCCCCCGCCCCAGCAACAGCAGCAACAGCAACAACUUCCCCCCGCGAUCCUAAACGAAUCGGUGCCACCGCCCUCGCUAGUUUACAGCGCUGAGCGAUACCGCACCGUGUCGGAGAAAUCGAUCGCCGAGUCGACGCUCUCGACGGACGCGGAACCGUUCGUGUACACCGGUCCGAGCAGUGUCGUCGUCGCUGCGACCACCCCCACAAUCAGCAAUCCGCCUCAAGCGGCCCUCCCGGUGCGCAUCGAACCCGAGGUAGUGCCACCGCCAAUCGUGGCCGUUCCCGAGGUGGUUGCGGCAACGCCGCAGCAGGAAGUCCUUGUGGAGGAACCCAAAGUGACGCCCCAAAAGCAGCUGGACGCGUUGGUGGCCGGAGUGGAGAAACUGAGCGUGGAAGAGAACAAUAGCAGCAGCAGCAGCAUCGGUGCCGGAGCGAAUCAAGCCGGCGUCGGAGGUCACAACAGUGGUAACAAGAAGCAAAAGCAACACAAGAAGCGUGCUGACGAAGCGGCGGCGGCGGCAGCAGCAGCAGCAGCAUUUGCUAGUGAGACUAGCAAAGCUCCUCCUCUCCCCGCUGCUGCGAACGUAGUAAUAGAGCCGACGCCGACCGUGGCCGCCGCGGCCAUCGAUGAAACGGACCGAUCUGCGCCUGUCGAGGUCGUCGUCCCUCAGGGUUUGCAGUCGUCAGCGUCGUCGUCAUCGUUAAUUAGUAAUUUAGUGGAACAUAAUAAUAGUAAGUUAGAUAAUGAUAACAUAAUUAAUAAUAAUAAUGUGGAUUGCACCAGUACUAUGAUAACAACAACAACUACCGAUAAUACGACAGAUAACAACAACGCCGCCGCAGCGAUGGAGAAGAAGACUGCCGUCGCGGCGCCCGUCAAGCAGCAGCAGCAGCAGGAACAGCCGGUCGUGCCCGAGCCCGAGUCCGAGUUUGACGACAACAAGAACGUGGUAGUGGCGGCGACAACGACGGAAUCGACGCCACCCCCAACCGUCGCCGCCGAGACUGUCCCGGCAAAGGACACGACGGAGAUGGCACCACCGCCAAGCACCAAGCCAGCGGCCGCCGCAAUGAUCCCUGCCAAAAAGUCGCGCUCGCUCACCCUCAUCGAGUACGACGCGGACCAGUGGAGCCCGGACAACCCGUCCGGCAAGCGCAAGUACUCGCGCGACCAGCUGAUGCAGCUGAAGAAUGCGGCGCCGGCCCGCGAGAAGCCCGCGAAUCUGCCCAACAGCUUGGAGAACGUGCUGGUGCGUGGUCCGGGCCACGGAGGUGGUGGUGGCGGAGGUGGCCACGGAAUGGGCAUGGGCGGCGGAGGAGGUCAGUACGGAAAGAGCAACUUCUCCGAGAUGCUGAUGCCGGCGUUCAUCAAGGAUCGCAUGGGAGGCGGCGGUGGAGGUGGUGGAGGAGGAGGUGGCGGUGGCAACAUGGGUCAAAUGAGACAACAGUACAUGCCGAAGCGACCGUCCCAGCAGGGCAACAGCGGCCAGUCCGGCUCGCAGUCCAACAAACAGUCCCAGCAGGGCAUGAACAAGACCGGCUCGAAGAUCAUCCGACUCCAGCUGGACGAGGAGGUCAAGCUGAACGUGUGCGACAACGCGUGGCGUCCGAGGCACCUGCAGACGACCGUUCCCGAGGUGGACCCGGACUCGGGCCUCGAUCGAACCACCCAAGAACUGUUCAAAAAGUUCCGUUCCGUGCUGAACAAGCUGACGCCGGAUAACUUUGACAAGCUGGUGCAGCAGGUCAAGAACUUUGUCAUCGACACCGACGAGCGGUUGGACGGAUGCAUCAAGCUCGUCUUCGAGAAGGCCAUCUCGGAGCCAAACUUUUCCGAGGCCUAUGCCAAAAUGUGCAAGGAAAUAGGCAACAUUGCAAUCCUGGUGAGCAACGAGAAGCGGACCAGUUUCAAGGGUCGUCUGCUGGCCCAGUGUCAGUGUGAGUUUGAGCGACGCCGGAACGAUCAGACCAGUGCCAUCCGAGACAAUCGGACCAAGCUGGAAGCGAGCAAGGGCAUGGCCAAGGAGCAGUUCGAAGAGCUGAAGGCCCAACUGGAGGAGGACGAGCUGCGAGUCCGGAGGAGAGCCGUCGGUACGGUUCGAUUCAUCGGAGAGCUGUUCAAGCACGGCCAGCUCACGGCCAACAUUAUGCACAGCUGCAUUACGCUGCUCAUUGAGAAGGAAGUCAAAGACUACGACGAGGAAACGCUCGAGUGCCUCUGCAAACUGCUGACCACCAUCGGUUCCAAGAUGGAGAAGGAAAACAAUCAAGACUUGGGCGGCUAUUUCGACAAGAUGGGAGACAUUGUCAAGCACAGGGAUCAGUACAAGAUAAGCAGUCGGAUCCGGUUCAUGAUCCAGGACGUGAUCGAUCUGCGCCGAAACGGGUGGCAGCCACGACGUCAAGAUCUGAACCCGAAAACGAUGAACCAAAUCCAGAAGGAGGCGGAAACCGAACAGCUCCAGAUCAACAUGAACUACAUGAGCGGCGGCGGCAGAGAUCGUGGAGGUGGUGGCCGCGACGGAGACAUGGGCCGUGGUAAUCGCGGUGGCAGCAUGCAAGGCAACAAAAUGUCCGGCUCGAUGGGAUCCGGCUACAACCAAGGUUCGCUUGGCCGAGGCGGAAACCAAGGCUCGAUGAAGGGAGGUCGACCGCAGCAGGACGACGACGGAUUCCAGCACGUUGUGUCAAACAGUCGCAACAACCGGUCGACGCCGAUUGACCUGAAGAAGAUCAACAUCCCCGGAAGUGUCGACACGACCCGGCUGGGUGCGGCAUCCGCAUACCAGGGCUGGAAGAACAACAGCAACAUCUUUGCCGCGCUGAACAACGAAGAAUCGAGCCAAGGCGGUGGCGGCCAGGGCAACAUGAUGGAUCGUGACGGAGGUGACCGAGAUCGACGGAGUGACCGAGGCGGAGAUCGGAACCAAAGGGACCGCGACCGAAGCGGAAGUCACAACAAAAACUCCGGCGGCAAAGACUCGUACCAUCACCACAACAAGGGCUCGAUGGAACGGGACCGGUACAACCGGUACGGAAGCAGUAGCAGCCAGAACGAUGAUCGCAUGGCCAGCCGAUCGUCGCGGGAACCGUCGUCGGGCAGCAUGAGACCGAUGAGUGGUCAGCACAGCAGCAAUAGCCAAAUGCAUGAACGAGACCGAGACCGGAAUAUGGGACCGAAGAUGUCGUCCUCGUCCCAGCAGCAGCCACUCCCAGGCCGGUCAUCCCAGCAGCGACAUAUUCCACAAUCAGCACCGGCGCCACGAGGCGGACCAUCCGGAAGCACGACAAUGUCCAAGUCCGGCUCGGGCCAGAUGUACCAGCAGCAGCAACUGCCACAGUUUGCUAUACCAAAGGAUGCGGUGCGAAGAAACUUCCCCCAUCCGGACGCCAGCACCGACGAAAAGUUGAAAAAGUUCUCCAAGACGGUUCACCUGGAGAUGGACGCGACGGACAUUGUCGAGAGCGUCAAGAUGCUGGAGGAGAUCAACCCGGACUAUUACCAUGCGGCCAUCACCGAGCUGUUCAUGGACAACAUCGAGCGUGACGCGAAAUCCCGCGAGGCGGUCGUGAAGGUGAUUGCGCAGAUGUUUGAGCAGAAGAUCGUCGGCAAGGCCGAUUAUCUGCAUGCCCUCGAAGAGGUGUUCAAGCUAGCGGACGACCUGAUCAUCGAUCUACCUCAGCUGUACAAGUACAUUGCCACGUUCUACGUCAAGUUUCUGCACGGCCGGCAAAUCGACCUGGCCGACAUCCAGCACGUGGCCCAGCCCAUCCUGGCCAGCUACGGUGGCGUCAUGCUGCGGGAAGUGCUGCACCAGUACGAGGGCACGUACGGCCAAAGUGCCACCGUCAUGUUGUGGCUCAGCUCCUCGCUGAACUUUGCCGACUUUAUUCAGCUCGGCAGUGCCGAAAAGGUCGAACAAUACCUGCGAGACCACAAGCUGGACUAUCUGCUAAACUCGGGCAGCAACGCCCUCGACAUGCAGACCGUCGGAACACAAAUCAAACAAUUCCUGAAGAGUGGCGCCAAGUUUGUCGAAAUCUUCGGCUGGGUCGCCGAAUACGUCGGACCGGAGCGGGUCACCUCCGACGAGUUCAUCCGGACUCUCACCAAAGCCGUGAUAGAGCACUGUAUAGACAACAAAACGAAGCUGAACGUGCAGGAAAUCACCAAGUGGCACCAAAUCCUUCAAAAGUAUAUCGACAGCAAGCCGGAACGGGAACUGCAGGCGAUGUACGCGAUCCAGCGGUUGGUGGUGGAGCUGGAACAUCCGCAGAACCUGCUGCACACCAUCCUCGAGCAGCUGUACGACAAUGAUGUGAUAAUGGAAGGAUUCAGCCUCUGGAAGGACUCGCAGGAUCCGCUUGAAGCGGCCGGCAAGGGUGUGUGUCUCAAAGGAAUUACGCAGUUCAUGACCAUGUUCAUGGAGAACUCGAGCGAUGAGGAUAAUUAGCAGCGCUAAAAGUGUUUUCUUUUUUUUUUAAACAGAAAAAAAAUAAUCGCGUACAUAUUUGACUACACUGAAGAGAAAAAGAGAAAAAAGCGAAGCAACAAGAAGUGGAAGAAGAACAUUAUUAUAAUGAUCAUACUACUAAUAAAUAAUUGAUAAAAUAUAAUGAAUAAAACUAACGUUAAGAUCAACAUUUAUUUACAUACAUAUAUAUUUAUAAACUAUCAAAUAAAGUAUCUGGUGAACCACA